Hyaloscypha bicolor E is the source of this 474-nucleotide messenger RNA. RefSeq lists its product as uncharacterized. The record is from RefSeq and is a predicted model, not a curated record. The transcript has 2 exons. The annotation marks the transcript as partial. NCBI's taxonomy places the organism in Eukaryota, Fungi, Ascomycota, Leotiomycetes, Helotiales, Hyaloscyphaceae.
CUCGACGUCUUCGUCCCGCAGCACCCCGAGUAUGUUACGUUGGUUUGGGGGGCUUUUAAAUUCCUGUUCAUGGCAACUCUGAGUUCCGAGCAGCUUGUCAAGGAGCUGGCUAAAUCUAUCUGUCGAAUUGCGGAAAUACUCCCUCGAACUGAAGUCGCCGUCCUAUUGUACCCGACGGCAAGAAUAAAGAUUGGAGUAGCUCAAAUAUAUAAGCAUAUUCUGCGAUUUACACAAAAGGCCAUGGCCUGGUACAAGAAAGGAAGAUUGGCGCAUGCAAUGCACGCCAUCGUCAACCCUUGGGACCUCCAGUUUGAAGACGAUGUAACCGCGAUUCAGGAACAAUCGCUCAUCAUAGAAGCAGAUGCUAGCGCAGCAUCACGAGCAGAGCUUCGAGACGCACAUUUGCAGAUAUAUAAGCUACAGUCACAAGUGAGCGAAAUGACGCUCGUUUUGGCCCAAAGUAAGCAACAUUAA